Suillus subalutaceus is the source of this 4264-nucleotide messenger RNA. RefSeq lists its product as uncharacterized. NCBI's taxonomy places the organism in Eukaryota, Fungi, Basidiomycota, Agaricomycetes, Boletales, Suillaceae. The record is from RefSeq and is a predicted model, not a curated record. Gene Ontology annotation, molecular function: nucleic acid binding; 3'-5' exonuclease activity. The transcript is spliced from 12 exons. Gene Ontology annotation, biological process: nucleobase-containing compound metabolic process. The coding region runs from base 50 to 4264 and encodes 1404 amino acids.
CAGGCACCUUGACCUCUGACGCUAUAGCGGUCAACCUGAGCUUAUCACCAUGAAUCCCACUCAACUGCCGCCGACAGAGAAGCGUAAACGCGGCCGUCCGAAAGGGUCAAAGAAUGGACCCAAUGCGGGCACUGUGGGCCGUCCAGUUGGACGCCCCAGGAAGGAUGGAAUUUCGCGAAACACACCAGCAUCUUCACAUUCUACCUCUCAGGCUGCAGAGGCAGGGAGUCAUCAUAGUGACACCAGGCAGCCAGAACCAUGCACUCGUGACUCGGAAUUGAGCACGAGCACCAGCCCCGCACUGUCUGGACGUGAGUCAUCCCAUGCGGACUCGGAUCAAUCAUUACGUGCGCCAACGAGCACAAGUGUCAUUCAUGAUAUCCUCAAUGGAGAGUCGGACAUUGAGCCAGCUGUGAUUGAUGACUCAGAUCAGGCUGCAAGCUGCAAUAAUUCACCGAAGCAAUCCGACAACCAGCUGCUCUGUGACUAUGAUGACGACGACGAUGACGACGACUUCUUUUUCGGGGCGGAUGCAGAACUCGAGUGCAUGAUUGAUGAAUUUUCUGCCAUCGGUGACGAUGACAACAACAUUAUUCAAGAUGUUCCGACCACGGCAGCACCUGAUUCGCCAUUGCCAGAACAUGCUUCCUCGGCCAAUGGUACCAAGACCAAGGUACCGCGUGCAACCAUGCCAACAUGGCUUGCAGACAAGUAUGCAGAUGCCCGCACUCGUCUCGAUUCUGAAAUUGCAAAGACCAGGAGACCAGUGUGUUACGAGAGUGGGCAGUUCACCAUGACUGCACCUCCGCUGGUAUUUUCCCGUGUCGUCCCUUUUGAGAUUGAGCCCCGAGACUUCUACCGGCCGCGUUUUUUUGUAUGGCUGCCCCACCUCUUCCAGCACAUCCCUUGUCCAAACUGCAAGGAUGCAAACCGGCGGUCCAAGAGGGGGCAGCCAGUCAUGCUUCGUGUUCUCGGCUGGCCGCAGCAGCCACGGCGCGUUGUCGAUCUUGAGCACUUGGUGUUCAUUAUUGGACACCAAUAUUAUUGUGGGCACGAGGAGUGCAAGAAGACAUUUCAGAGCUGGUCGCCAGCAAUCUUGCAAGCCAUACCACCACCGCUAGCAGCCCUCUUCCCAUUCCACCUAACGUAUCGAAGUGGCCUGACGGACCACUUGGUUGGUGUCUUGCGAGCCUCAUUUCAGAGGGGUAUUGGGCCAUCACCUUUUGCUAAGAACAUACGAAUGAUGCCCAUUCGCUAUUAUGAGCAGUUGCACGUUCAAUACCUAGAGACCGUCCGUCAGCGCAUGCAAGCAAUGGAUAUGCCUGGAUAUGUUCCUACGCACCGAUUUUUUCGAUGUCUUUAUAACUUGCUCAUUGAACGACAUGCCGCGGAGAUGGACCAACAUAUGGCCAUGCAGUCUGCUGAAACACUCAGUCAUGACCAUAGCUUUAAGGUGACAGGCAUUCUCGGUAAAGUCAAUGGUGUGGCAACAUUUGGUGCCCUCCAUACUGCCUGCAAUGACUAUGGUGAGUGUCGCAAGAUGACACUCACGCCAACGAAGGGACAUGAUGACUGUAUGCCUGCCCUUGCCGAGAUUCCUGUGACGCUUGCGAAAUAUGGGCAUGCACCUGUCAAGAUUCUAUUCACGGACAAUGUCCGCGGCGAUAAGUCAGCCCUCGAGAGAGCAUUUCCUAGUCUUCUAUACAGUGUAAAUCCUGUUCCAAGUUCAGGAUUGGAGGAUUUAGUAGUACCUGAUGGUUGGCAUGUAUGUCGUCUUGGGACAACCUAUCAGAUCAAUAACCGAAUGAAUUGCCUCAUGGAUGAGCUACGAGUUGAUGCGGAAAAGGAGCUGCAUGUUGCAUUUGACCUGGAGUGGCCAGUAGACCGAGAGACAGGAAUAUACGGCAGAGUUUCCCUUGUAUCAUUGGCAUAUGAUAAGGCCAUCUACCUUAUUCCGAUCAGUCAAUAUGUGCAAGAUAAUGGAUUUCUGAAGCUGCCAUCAUCCCUUUUGGUAGUCUUGCGCUCGAAACGAGUCCGCAAAAUUGGUGUCCAAGUCAAAGCAGACUUAACUCGCCUAUACAAGGACUGUGGCUUUGCUGAUUCCACGAAUGAACAGCCAUUCAUUGGUGCUCUCGAACUCGGGUCAAUGGCCAAGGAUCGAAAUGUGAUGGAUCACAUGCACAUCAGCCUCGCAGACUUAACAGCACUUGUGCUUCACCGAAAUCUGCCAAAGGACGCAUCUAUUCGAGUCAGCACAAAGUGGGAUGAUCCUGUGCUGUCACCAGAGCAAGAGAAAUAUGCCGCAUUGGACGUCUAUGCAGCUUCAGCUAUUUUCGAGUCUUUCUCGGCUAUCCCUUCCUGUGGUCCAGUGACAUUGUCCACGCCAGUCGGCACCCAGGUUCAGCUCAUGUCACGAAAUGGAGGACUUGCAGUGGCAUAUGGCCACAUAGCUCGUCACCAGCCAAAACAGCUGGAUGGGGUAAAUGUAUCAAAAACUCGUAUUGUUAUCACUGUGACGUCCAUCCUUGUCCCUGCCUAUCUUGUUCGAGCAGAUCUGCGACCUAACCAUCAAGAAACCCCGAUUUCGAAUCUUGCCACUAAAUCACCCUUCCCGCUGCUAUGCUAUCAACGGGAUCUUCGAACAUGCACCAGAACCAGUGAGACAACACCGCAGAAUAGCACCACAAUACUCCCAUCAUCACCAUACGAGCCUCAUGAUUCACCUUAUCUUCAAGUUGACGAAAUCGAGGACUCGGAGCCUACAAUAGACUCGGAUGUUGGCGAGUGGUUAUCACACGACAGAGAUUCUGGUGUCCCUGAACAGUUGGCCAGUGAUGCAGAAAAGGACCUGCAUGGGCUCUCUCAGAUUGAAUCACUUGCGGAACUUGUUUCCCGUAAUGUCACCAUUGAGAGCAAUGAAGUACGUUCUCGAGUUCUUGGGGAUAUCUGGCACCUCAUGGACCAGUUUAAAAUUUCCAUUCACCAUGGCCUCCGCCAUCCUUUCAGCCAUCUUGCUGCUGUCGAAGAAGUGCUGAAAAAGAAGAAUACAUGUUUUCGCCAGAUGGUCCUUACCAACUCAGACUGGGUGUGGCAGUGCAUCAAGCGGCUGGUUCCACCUCCAGAGAUAUUGGCACCUCGUGUCACUGAAGUACUGCAGACCUAUGGCCCACUGAAGGAUGCCGUGACUGGCCAGCCUCUUUUCAAUGAUGCAUCAUGGGAGAAAGCUCGUCUAGUCAUUGAGAACAUUAAAUUAGGUUACUACUCAGAUCCCCCAGGUCACCAUUUCUACACUUUGCAGAGAACGGACAAGCUCGGUCUCAACAUCUAUCGAUGCUCACGUGGAACCGAUAAUGUCGAGGGCGGGAUUCAUCAGAACAUCAUCCGACGAUUUGGUUCAUUCAAUGCAUCACCCCAGUUGACUGUGAAUUUACUUCACGACUACACAUUAACACAUAAUCUCGAGGUUGGCACUGUGAAUCGAACAGGAAAAAUCUAUCUUGGCUCUUAUGACAUCUGGACUCACAACCGGAUUGCACUCCUUGUGGAUAUUACUGCCAGUGUGGUGCGGCCGUCAUACCAGGAGUGUGGUCAGGCGACUUGGCUCAAUGGAAAUGAUUUCGAGCCUGCGAACGAGUCAUUCGGCAUCCUACCUGUUGCUGCAGCCACUCGCACAAAACUAGGAAUGAGUCAGUAUCGAGAUGACUAUGCAAAAGGUUGUAAGAUAAAGCAUGAAUACCUGGCGAGGCACCAGCAGACUCUUGUUGCUAUUCUGCCGAUCCAUACUGUGGAGGAGAAGGCUUUGUACCGCCUACUCAUCAAGAGUGUCACAGGUCAGUUUGCAGGGCGGAAGCAGCCAAACUGGGUAGCUCUUGCACAGGAGUGGCAGCAUCAUGCAAACGGCACUCACAUAUUUUAUAAGCUUCCUGAACAACUCAAGUCAUAUUAUAAGACCUGGAAUGAGCAUCAAAAUGAGCAUAACUCAGUCGAGCAGAACAAUGGCGCUUACCUGGAGUUGCAAAAGCUUCUCGCAGCACCAGUUGGAAUGCCUGAAAUUGCACCGGCUCCACGUCAGACGGUAGCCAAACAAGUUGAUGGCCGUCAGGCAUCAGCAAGCGAGGAGCCAACUGACUGGCAGAUUAGCGUGAUGCUGGGUUGGAAUAGUUCCCGCCAGACCCUACUGCAGUUGCAGUACAGCGACCCUGCACUCCCAGGACCUCAUGGACAAAAGCAAGCCUGCAGAAGAAGAGGCAGUUGCACCUGUUAG